This is a messenger RNA of Penicillium hordei, 663 nucleotides long. RefSeq lists its product as uncharacterized. NCBI's taxonomy places the organism in Eukaryota, Fungi, Ascomycota, Eurotiomycetes, Eurotiales, Aspergillaceae. The coding region runs from base 1 to 663 and encodes 220 amino acids. Gene Ontology annotation, molecular function: glutathione peroxidase activity; glutathione transferase activity. The transcript is spliced from 4 exons. The record is from RefSeq and is a predicted model, not a curated record. Gene Ontology annotation, cellular component: mitochondrion; peroxisome. Gene Ontology annotation, biological process: glutathione metabolic process.
AUGUCUGCUCCUAAAAUAAUCUUUUACUUCGACAUUGGCAGUCCCUUCGCCUGCAUUGCGUUCCAUGUGUUGAGGACAUCCCCUGUCUUUGCGACAUGUGAUAUUGUCUAUGUCCCCGUCUCCCUGCGAGAACUGUUUCAGACGUGCCAAAACACACCUCCUCUUGCAGUCAAGAACAAGUUUCAAUGGAUCAACCGAGAGCGUAUUUACUGGGCUCGUCGCUUCCAGGUUCCCAUGUCGGAAGCCAUCCCAGAGGGAUUUCCUGCAUCCACUUCGGACGUUCAACGUGCACUCUCCCUUCUGGCUACACAAUUUCCCGAUAAGUUAGUUCCUAUCGUGGAUAAACUCUAUCGCGGGUUUUGGGAAGAGGGAAGCUCGAAAGUUCUCACUGAGUCCGGUUUCUCUGCUGUCUUUGAGAGUGAGCUUGGUGCCGAGAACGUUAAGCAAAUUUUGGAUCAGUUCAAAGGUACUGAGGCGAAAGCCACUCUGGAUGGAAACACACAACAGGUUUUCACCUCCGGUGCCUUCGGUUUGCCUUGGUUUGAUUGCACAAACCCCCAAGGAGAAAAGGAAGGUUUCUGGGGGAUUGAUCAUUUAGGUCGACUUGUGGACUUUCUGCAACUAGACACCAGUCUAGACAAGUCUUUCCGCGUCUUACUCUGA